GGAGGGUAGAAAAGCCCAGCCCGCCCCCUUGACGGCACAUGGCAGCAGGGCGCUCGGUUUCAGCGCAGGUUAACUAGGUCCGUGCUCCCGUAGCGCCCCGCAGCACUAGGUUUGCUGGGCUACCGCAGGGAUUAAAAUGCAGCUGGCUCCUUACUUCUUUUGGGGCUGCAGUAUUUUCUUAGCUUCAGGAUACAACUCCUUUAGUAAGAGCAUGGAGACGAUGGGCAAGAAGCAGUACCAGGUCCAGCAUGGGUCAUGCAGCUAUACCUUCCUUUUGCCUGAGACGGACAACUGCCGGUCUUCGACUUCUUAUGUGUCCAAUGCCGUGCAAAGGGAUGCACCUUUAGACUAUGAUGAUUCAGUUCAAAGACUGCAACUACUUGAAAACAUCAUGGAAAACAACACUCAGUGGCUAAUGAAGCUUGAGAAUUACAUCCAAGACAGUAUGAAGAAAGAAAUGGUAGAGAUCCAGCAAACUGCAGUGCAGAACCAGACUGCAGUAAUGAUUGAAAUAGGCACAAACUUACUAAAUCAAACAGCUGAACAGACUCGCAAAUUAACAGAUGUUGAAGCACAAGUAUUAAACCAGACAACCAGACUUGAACUUCAGCUUUUGGAACACUCUCUUUCAACAAACAAACUAGAAAGACAGAUUUCAGAUCAGACCAAUGAGAUUACUAAAUUACAAGAAAAGAACAGCUUUCUAGAAAAAAGAGUUCUUGAGAUGGAAGACAAGCACACUCUUCAGCUGAAGUCAAUAAAAGAUGAAAAAGAUCAGCUUCAGGUCCUAGUAGCCAGACAGAAUUCUAUUAUAGAAGAACUAGAAAAACAGUUAGUUACAGCUACAGUAAACAACUCAGUUUUGCAAAAACAGCAACAUGAUCUGAUGGAGACUGUUCACAACUUGCUUACUAUGAUAUCUACACCAAACUCUAAGAACAACUUCAUAGCUAAAGAGGAGCAAAUCAGCUUCAAAGACUGUGCUGAGGCUUUCAAGUCUGGACUGACAACAAGUGGAAUCUACACUUUAACAGUUCCAAACACUGUACAAGAAAAGAAGGCCUACUGUGACAUGGAAACUAGUGGAGGAGGUUGGACAGUUAUUCAGAGACGCGAAGAUGGCAGUCUGGACUUUCACCGGACAUGGAAGGAGUACAAGAUGGGAUUUGGUGAUCCUGCUGGGGAGUACUGGCUGGGAAAUGAGUUUGUUUCUCAACUGACUAAUCAGAAGCGUUAUGUUCUUAAAAUACACCUGAAAGACUGGGAAGGGAAUGAGGCAUAUUCAUUGUAUGACCACUUCUCUCUAGCAAGUGAAGAACAAAAAUACAGGAUCUACCUUAAAGGACUUACUGGGACAGCGGGCAAAAUAAGUAGUAUAAGCCAGCCAGGAAAUGAUUUUAGCACAAAGGAUGCAGACAAUGACAAAUGUAUUUGCAAAUGUUCACAAAUGCUAACAGGAGGGUGGUGGUUUGAUGCAUGCGGACCUUCUAACCUCAACGGAAUGUAUUAUCCAUUACGACAGAACAACAACAAAUUCAAUGGUAUCAAAUGGUACUACUGGAAAGGCUCGGGAUACUCUCUCAAAGCCACAACUAUGAUGAUUCGACCAGCAGAUUUCUAAAUGUUUUUGUAUUAUGUGAAUUAUGUAUUGUAUAGCCUUCAAAGACUUCAUUUUCCAAGCAUAUAAACACACAUCUGCAACUUGUCUCAUUUUCAAGCAUGCAAGUGUUCUGAAGGGAUCGGUUCAGUACAAUUCCUGAAUUGCAAUAGCCUUGAUCAGCUAAAGCUCAUAUUAUUCAACCAGACACAAAGUCUAAAGUGUCAAUCUGAUAUAACAGUGAUUUGGCCAAACAACUGAAUAAAAAGAACAUCCAAGAAACCAUCAGACAACUUAAGGACACUGUUUUACUGGUCAUUUAUGUUAUGUAUGUGUUUGUUAGUAAAUAACUGGAACUGUGAAAAAUACCUAAAAAUAGUUUUAGAAAUAUGCGUUUUGGCUCAUCACUGAACUUUAAACAUUACUCUAAUAUAAAACACUUAACUAGAUCUAGAACUAUUUAUCUCUCUGUGUCAUGUUUGCCUUUUAUGUACAUAAAAACCCCACUGUCCUGUAAUUAGCUGAAUACUGUACUUAAAGAAUACAUUCUUUCUCCCCAUAGCCUCCUAAAGAACUUCUUAUACUUAUUCAGGGCUCUUUCCAAUAGCCUGCCUGUAUUACUUUAUUUAACAGAGGACAAGUAGCAUUUAAUUCUUUUGCAUUUAUUCUUGGGAAAUACUGUGUACAAAAAUCACUAUUUUUUUUCAAUUUGUACUUAUUACAGUCACUAUCUUAGCUGCAAAAAUCCCUGCAAAUUACAGCAUCUUAUGCAUACCCUUUAUAUUAUUAUGAAGAUUGCACUUUUUUCCUUCCUUUGUCAUUUAACUGUAAAAUAACUUAUCAGUAUUUUAUAAACCAAUACAAUGGCAUUAACACCAGAUGUCCGACUGUGUAUGACAAUCAGUUAUCACCUGGUACUGUAGUACAUCUAUACAUUUUGUAACAAUAACCUAACUGAAAAACAUAUGCAUGUUAUUUGAUACAAUUAAAUUUAUGCUCAUGACUUAAGAAACAAAUUACUACAUUUCUAAAACAGGAAAAAACCCACCCUGAAAUUUAUCUAAGGUCAUACUGUUGGUUUUUUUUCAGUAAUGUUAGGACUUCUCCCUAAGAAUUCUCCAUAGGUAGGCCCUCAAUGUAUACCACAAUGUGAAUAAAUUACUCUACUGGGUGUU
Messenger RNA from Pezoporus flaviventris, 2772 nucleotides. RefSeq names its product angiopoietin 2 (gene ANGPT2). The transcript is spliced from 9 exons. Gene Ontology annotation, molecular function: receptor tyrosine kinase binding. The record is from RefSeq and is a predicted model, not a curated record. Gene Ontology annotation, biological process: angiogenesis; Tie signaling pathway. NCBI's taxonomy places the organism in Eukaryota, Metazoa, Chordata, Aves, Psittaciformes, Psittacidae. Bases 137 to 1621 code for a protein of 494 amino acids.